CUUGAUUUGAUAUAACAACUCGAAUGGCGAGUAAGAGGCGACAGUACAAAGUGAUGAAAGACGGGAUGAUGAUGUCGGUGAUAGCGACGUGCCUCACUACGUCCGUAUUCCUCGUAAUCUUUCUACUUUGUGACGUAAUGCUGCAUCUGUGUCAGACGGUCAUCUCGUUGACGAACAUGGAUCCGCGGUCCAGACAAAGUUUCUCAUCCAUCAUCAGUUAUUACUUUAUUCUGAACAUCGCGUCCGCGGUGGUCGUUCUCAUCGGCGUGUUUUUAUUCCUUAUCACGUCGACGACGAUCGUUCGAGAAUGCCCGUUGAGUCACGUAUGGGAUUUCGGUCCCGACGUCUAUGUGCCGUCAAUGAUAUUCUCCUUCUACUUACUGAAGAUAACGGAUCUGGCCAAGAGGGAGAGAGGACCGCUGCUCGAUCUCGACAUCAUGAAAGGUCUGGAUCAUGGCACGGGUAUGGCCUACGGUUUCUACUACGGUUAUCUGCGAUUUAUCCUACCGAAUCGCGGCACCUCCGAUAGCAAGAGCAUUAUUGAAAGGAUAGAAAACUUUGAAGACAAACACGAAGUAAUUUUCCCAGUGCACAAGCUGUUUAUUCUGAUACCAUCGUCAGGAUACAUCUCGCCACACUUAAAGGAGAUGUCGGAUCAGUGGAUGGAGAUUGCGGGCGAAUUGGAAGAGGAGAAACGCGAUCGAGCUGGCCUAAGAGGAAAAACAUAUCAUAACAACGUUUACAAGAUAUAUCCCAAUGGAAGAAACUCUGGUGCUAGUCCAAUAUAUGUAGUAGCGGAAGGUGCAACAACAUUGCUGACAUUCUAUGAAGUGCAACAACACAGUCAUCCAGAAUCUAUUGUAUACAAGCAAUACAAAAACGAAAUUACCAUGAUGUUUUAUAAGAAGCUGGCAGAAAUUUUGGAAAGCGAACCAACUACAAAAAACUUGUGCGAAUUAAUUUACUACAACGAUUAUGAUUCAAAAGGUACUAGAGUUAAUGUCGCAAAGGUAAUCUUACAAAGAAUAUCUGAAAUAACAAGUUCCACAUAAAUAUUAAAAGAAGUUAAAUAUAUAUUUUGUGAAUUCUUUGUUUAUGAUAAGUUUUAUAUGAGAUUAUAUAUAUA
Messenger RNA from Camponotus floridanus (Florida carpenter ant), 1126 nucleotides. Its product is annotated as stimulator of interferon genes protein. Bases 24 to 1052 code for a protein of 342 amino acids. Gene Ontology annotation, molecular function: cyclic-di-GMP binding; 2',3'-cyclic GMP-AMP binding. NCBI's taxonomy places the organism in Eukaryota, Metazoa, Arthropoda, Insecta, Hymenoptera, Formicidae. The record is from RefSeq and is a predicted model, not a curated record. The transcript has a single exon. Gene Ontology annotation, cellular component: endoplasmic reticulum membrane; autophagosome. Gene Ontology annotation, biological process: innate immune response; reticulophagy; autophagosome assembly.